Ahaetulla prasina is the source of this 2254-nucleotide messenger RNA. It is a transcript of the gene BACE2, whose product is annotated as beta-secretase 2. Gene Ontology annotation, biological process: amyloid-beta metabolic process; membrane protein ectodomain proteolysis. The record is from RefSeq and is a predicted model, not a curated record. Gene Ontology annotation, molecular function: aspartic-type endopeptidase activity. The transcript has 9 exons. The coding region runs from base 295 to 1857 and encodes 520 amino acids. Gene Ontology annotation, cellular component: endosome; trans-Golgi network; membrane. NCBI's taxonomy places the organism in Eukaryota, Metazoa, Chordata, Lepidosauria, Squamata, Colubridae.
CAAGCCCGUCACAUCCGCUGGGAAGUUGCUCGGCGAGUGUCUGGAAAAGAAGACGGCGCGCCCCGCAGUGGUAACCGAAGUCCUGAGACGCUUUGAGCUGCGGGAAGAAACUUUCUUUCUCGGGGCGGUCAAGGGAGCUCUUCGCAGGAUGGACAGGCGGGAAGGAGCACCAUGAAGCUAGGCUGCCCAGGCGCCUUCCUCGCCUCUCACCGUCGCGGCCGCUUUGAGAAGCAGCGCAGGGGCAGGCAGCGGCUCUCUCCUCUCUAACUGCCUCGGUUUGCGGCGACCGGGGGAAUGUUGCGGACGGCUGCCUGUGUCGUGCUGCUGCUCCUGCUAGCAGUGGCGGAGCGAGGUCGGGCUCGCUUCGCCUUCCGCCUCCAAGCGUCUUCUCCGGCGAUCCCCGAGAGGACCCUGGUUCCCACGCCCGUAUUGCUAAAGUCGCGGAGCAGCGGCAGAAACGACAGCGAGACGGCGCUCCCAGAAACCUCGGGCUUGGCCUUAGCGUCGGAUCCCGGCGGCUCCCUCAACUUUCUGGCCAUGGUGGACAACCUGCAGGGAGACUCGGGACGCGGCUACUAUUUCGAGCUGCUCCUCGGCACCCCGCCGCAGAAGCUAAAUAUUCUAGUUGACACGGGAAGCAGCAAUUUUGCAGUUUCAGGUGCACCAAAUACAGAUCUGACCUCAUACUUCGACAGAGAAAAAUCCAGCACAUAUAAAUCAAUGAAUGUUGAGGUUACUGUUAAAUAUACCCAAGGAAGUUGGAUUGGAAUUCUUGGAACAGAUGUCAUUAGAAUGCCUAAAGGAAUAAAUGGCACUUAUAUCAUCAACAUUGCCACCAUUUUUCAAUCUGAAAAUUUCUUUUUAAAAGGCAUUCAGUGGCAAGGGAUCCUUGGUUUGGCAUACAGUACAUUGGCUAAGCCUUCAAGUUCUGUGGAGACUUUUUUUGAUUCUAUUGUGAAUCAAGCCAAGAUCCCCAAUGUUUUUUCCCUGCAGAUGUGUGGACCUGGUUUGCCUGUUUCUGGAACUGGUACUAAUGGAGGUAGUCUUGUAUUGGGUGGGAUUGAACCAAGCCUAUACAAGGGAAAAAUUUGGUAUACACCUAUUAAAAAAGAGUGGUAUUAUCAAGUUGAAAUACUGAAAUUUGAAGUUGGGGGCCAGAACCUUAACUUGGACUGCAAAGAGUACAAUUCAGACAAAGCAAUUGUGGACAGUGGAACAACUCUCUUGCGGCUGCCAGAAAAAGUCUUUAGUGCUGUUGUGGGAGCCAUUACACAGACUUCUUUGAUCCAAGAAUUCACAUCUGGAUUUUGGAGUGGCACACAGCUUGCCUGCUGGGAUAAAAGUGAAAAUCCUUGGACCCUCUUUCCUAAGAUCUCUAUCUAUCUGAGAGAUGUUAAUUCCAGCCAGUCCUUUCGAAUCACUAUCCUUCCACAGCUUUACAUUCAGCCGAUUCUAGUGAUUGGGCAGAAUCUAGACUGCUAUCGGUUUGGUAUCUCCUCUUCCUCCAGUGCCUUGGUUAUUGGGGCUACAGUGAUGGAAGGAUUCUAUGUCAUCUUUGAUAGAGCCCAAAAGAGAGUGGGAUUUGCAUUAAGUACUUGUGCUGAACUGCAUGGUUCUCCAGUAUCUGAGAUUGAAGGCCCUUUCAUUACCACAGAUGUAGCAGGCACUUGCGUAUCAACUAUCUCUCUCCAUGAACCAAUCUUGUGGAUUGUGUCGUACACUCUUAUGAGUUUCUGUGGACUUGUACUUCUCAUACUCAUCAUCUUGCUGCUCAUUCCAUCACGGUGUCGUCAUCGUUAUGCUGACUGCGACAUUGUAAACGAUGAAUCGUCCUUAGUACGGCACAGAUGGAAAUGAAGAAUUUGAUCCACUUGUGAAGAAUCCUUAUGUAUUCUGAUAGGAAAUGAAGAAUGACUCUCCAUUUUCUUCACCCUGAUGUUCUUAAGAUGUGUGAAGACUACAGCCUGUGCUUCUAAAUCAGCAUGGUUAUAUCAGCUGGGAAUUACAGGAGAUGUAGUUGAACAUACUUGCAGGGCACAAGGUUAGGGUAUAUUAGCCAAAGAUGAAGAUCCAGACUUCACUCUGUAAAAAUACUGUGGUCUAUCACCAAAUCACCUCCAAGUCUCCUUUAACAUAAAUUUAAUACUUCAACAAUUAAUUAUUUAGUUAUAUUAAUAUAUAGCCAUUUCAAAUGCUACUCUAUUGUUUGCUUGAUAUACAGUUGCACCAAUUAGUACACUUUUUUAAAAAAGCU